Molecule: messenger RNA, 1273 nt
Organism: Dunckerocampus dactyliophorus (ringed pipefish)
Lineage: Eukaryota; Metazoa; Chordata; Actinopteri; Syngnathiformes; Syngnathidae
Gene: fhl1a
Product: four and a half LIM domains 1a
Exons: 6
Coding region: 141-1034 (297 amino acids)
Biological process (GO): muscle organ development
Molecular function (GO): transmembrane transporter binding
Source: RefSeq, a predicted model, not a curated record
GCUGGGGGCUCGGUGGGUGUGUGUACAGGGGUGUAUAUACAGCCCCCUCUAACCAAAGCACAUGCAUUCUCUACAGGUUUGAAGCUCUGUAGGUGCUUUCAUCUUUUUUCAACUCCGCUUUUCCUAGGUCGGGAAGCAACAUGACAUUCUACAGGCACUCAGGUCCCAGGAGCUACUUAACCUCCACCAUGACGGACCGUUUCGACUGCUUCUACUGUCGUGACAACCUGCAUGGGAAGAAGUAUGUGAAGAAGGAUGACAAGCACGUGUGCACCAAGUGCUUUGACAAAGUGUGCGCCAACACGUGUGCUGAGUGCAGGCGACCCAUCGGUGCCGACUCCAAGGAACUGCAUCACAAGAACCGCCACUGGCACGAGGACUGCUUCCGUUGCACCAAGUGCUACAAGCCACUGGCCAACGAGCCCUUCAUGCCCAGGGAUGAUGGCAAGAUCAUGUGUGGCAAGUGUAGCUCGGUAACCGACGGCAACCGCUGCCAGGGAUGCUACAAGGUGGUCAUGCCAGGCACCAAGAGCGUGGAGUAUAAGAACAAAGUGUGGCACGAGGACUGCUUCACCUGCUUCGAGUGCAAGCAGCCCAUCCGCACGCAGAGCUUCCUGACCAAGGGUGACGACAUCUACUGUGCACCCUGCCAUGACAAGAAGUUUGCUAAGAAGUGCUUCCACUGCAAGCAGCCCAUCACUUCCGGAGGGAUCAGCUACCAGGACCAGCCCUGGCACUCCGAGUGUUUCGUGUGCCGUAGCUGCAGUAAGCCACUGUCAGGCACUCGCUUCACCUCCCACGAGAACGCCUUUUACUGCGUGGACUGUUUCAAGAGUGACGUGGCCAAGAAGUGCCAUGGCUGCAAGAACCCUAUCACAGGGUUUGGCCGUGGCACCAACGUGGUGAACUACGAGGGCUACUCCUGGCAUGACUACUGCUUCAACUGCAAGAAGUGCUGCCUAACCUUGGCCAACAAGCGCUUUGUCAUCAACGGAGAUCACGUCUACUGUCCCGACUGCGCUAAGAAGCUGUGAGCUGCUCAUGAGAUCCCCACCUGAGAGAAAGCAACAUAAAAGAUUUAACUGCAGCUUACAACCAUUUUUUAGCCAUCUCUUUACAGUGAGAGGUUGUCUUGCUUGAAUUGUGUAUCUGCAUAUAACGUACAGUAGAGAUGCAACACACUUGCUUUGAAACGUAUUCUAGCUUUGGAGUGGCCAAUGUUGAAAUAUAACCAACAGAUGUAUUCUUGAGUGAUGAAGAAUAAAAGACGGUG